AUGGACUCCAGGGGUGGCCAUUCCUCGGCCUUUGCUGACCUGACAGUCGGCAACGCUACCAGCAGCGGCGGCUCGACCGCCGCCGGCGGGCCUGGGAGCGAAGCAGAGGAGAACAGCGAGUUCUCCACCCAAGGCGUGCGUGCGGACAGGUGGCAGCAGCAGCAGCUGCAGGCGUGGCCGUCCCAGCAGCAGGAGCCCGCGUGGCGCCAGCAGGCCUCGUGGCCCUCGCAGCAGCGGCAGCAGCAGCAGCAGCAGCAGCAGCAGCCGGCCUACCCGUCGCAGCGCGCCGCGUACAUCCAGCAGCAGCAGCCGCAGCAGCGCCACGUGCGGCGGGACCCAGGUGUUGUGGACGUUGGUGCCCUUGUGAGCAACAUGCGCAGCAACCUCGAAGCCGGCCCCGCCCCCCUCCAGUCAGUGCCCGACGCGGCCCCCGCUCCCGACCUGCCCGCGCUGCCGGCCGCGCCGGGCGCGCGCCGCGGGCGCACGGCAGGCAGCGGCGGCGGGACGCGCAACGGGCCGCGCGCGGCCGGCCGGCUGCCGGUGCGGGCGGCCGGAGAGGCAGACUACCCGGUCCCCUUGAUCAAGGUCAAAGGGGAGGACACCCUCGGAUACGUCGAGUUCAAGCGCUCGCCCCUGAAACUAUCCUUGGACGGCAGCGAAUCCGUCGAGAACCCCGAUGAUUCGGACCCCAUCCUCUGGUAUACCUGGUGA
This is a messenger RNA of Monoraphidium neglectum, 711 nucleotides long. RefSeq lists its product as hypothetical. NCBI's taxonomy places the organism in Eukaryota, Viridiplantae, Chlorophyta, Chlorophyceae, Sphaeropleales, Selenastraceae. The transcript has a single exon. Bases 1 to 711 code for a protein of 236 amino acids. The record is from RefSeq and is a predicted model, not a curated record.